This is a messenger RNA of Candida albicans SC5314, 942 nucleotides long. RefSeq lists its product as uncharacterized. Lineage: Eukaryota; Fungi; Ascomycota; Pichiomycetes; Serinales; Debaryomycetaceae. The coding region runs from base 1 to 942 and encodes 313 amino acids. The record is from RefSeq and is a predicted model, not a curated record. The transcript has a single exon.
AUGAAGUUCGUUUUGGUACUGGCAAGAUGCCGUAUAUCAAUUAUCCCAAAAUUGACAUUUCCCAGAGUACCAUUUCACAAGAAUUAUUCACUUACUCCUGAGACAUCUCUCAACCGUAGAGUUGGUAAGGAAACAGUCAACCCUAGACUCAAAACCUUGGAUAAUUUUGAUCCUGAGAAGCAACCAAAUGAAACGUCAGCAGUUUAUACAAGAUUUGGUUGGUUUUAUAUUCCAACAGAGUUUUAUUUAGAUGGUAAAAUUGGUGUUGAAAUACAAAAUUCUUUGGAUGAUAAAGGUGUUACUUUGGAAACUCCCAAGUCAGAAAUUCAAAAAUUAAUUUUGGAAUGGUGUAGACAACAACCUUAUGAACCAAAGAAGAAGAUAAAACAAAGAGUGAAAAGACGAACACCCGAUGUGAUAUUGAAUAAAUUUUUCAGCAAUGGUAAAAAUGGAUCUGUGGAAGAAGAAAAACCUGAACCACUAGUAAUAGAACAAAAGCGUAAACCAUCUGAUGAAACUUUAGCCCGUAGAAUAGAAAGGGAAACGUAUAGAGUGACACCUAGAAGUAUAUUUGCCAGAUAUGAUGAAAAUACUGGUAAAUAUGAAAUUAAAGGACAUGUAUCUCAAAAUGCUGCAUUCCAAUAUUAUUUAUCAAAAGAAUGGGAUAAUUAUAAAGGUCAGUUUAAAACUAAAGUAGAAACAAGAGUUGCUUUAGGAGAAUCAUGGAAGAAGAAAACUCCAGAGGAGAAAGAAGCAUUAAGAUUAGAAUUUUUGGAGAUGUUGCAGAAUGGACAAGAUUUAGCUUCAGGGAAAAUUAUUCCAUUGGAAUCAAGAUUAAGUACAGCAGUUUUCAAUGAUGGAUUUAGACUUCGAGUUCGUUCUGAUCAUACUAAGAAUCUUAUGAAAAUCAAACAGAGUUCCAAUGAGUACUUAAAAAACUAG